AUGAGAACAGUUUUACAAAGUGCAAAAAAUGUCGAUCAUGUUCGUUUCAAUUUAACACUUGUUCGACAUGCUGAAACACAUGCAAAUGCCGAUGGGAUUAUUCAAGGUUUAUCUGAUACUGAAUUAUCUAAUAUUGGUUAUCUACAAUCUCAAGCACUUGGUCGACAUCUUCAAUACCAUCGUUUUUCACAUAUUUAUUCAAGUGAUUUAAAACGUGCAGCAGAAACAGCUCGUCAUGUUCGUGCAAUUAGUCGUGUAUCAACAUGUGAUAUUCAAUUUCAUUCUUUAUUACGAGAACGAAGGUAUGGUAUUGCACAAGGUCGUACACGUCAAUGGCUACGUGAAUUAGCUAAAGAAAAUGGCGUACCCUAUGCUAGUUUUACACCACCCGGUGCUGAAAGUGUAAGUGAACUACGUGAUCGUACUGUAUCAUUUUUUCGGCAAUUAUGUGAUGAACUUCUUCAAAAAUUUGGUACAAAUUCUUCGACGCCAUCAUCAGCAAAAUCUUAUACAUCUAAUUCAUCCUCAAAAGAAAAUAGUUCUCAACCAUUAUCACAUAGUGUAUCAUCAGAAAAUUUAACUUUAUCUCCACGAACAGUAAUUAAAUCCAAUCGAAAACGUUCAUUAUCAACAGGACAUCUUCCAGUUGAAUUUCUUACUAAUACAGCAAUAACAAGCUCAUGUGAUUCAUCAAUUGAUUCAGCACUUGAUGUAUCUUCUAUAGAAUCAGAUCAACAAUCUAUAGCAUCAUCAACAUCACUUAUUUCACGAAAUAGUAGCUUUGAAAAAUGUCGAAAUUUAUUCAAAGGUUUAUUACAUUCGCCAUACAAAAAUCAAUUUUCUGAUAUCGAUGUCCUUCUUGUGAGUCAUGGUGCUGUUAUACGUGAAUUAAUUAAAUAUUUUGCCUGUGAUUUACAAACUGAUAUUGGACAAUAUUUAGAUACUAUACAAGAUAUAGCACCAAAUACGUCCAUAACUCGCUUUGAAGUAACUUAUUCAAUGAAUGAAGAUCUUAAUUCAAUAACACUACAACUUAUUGAUUAUCAUAAUAAAACACAUUUAAUUAAUGCCAAUAAUGAUGAAUAUAAUUUGGAUGUAGUAAACAAAUGUAGUUUAUAG
Messenger RNA from Adineta steineri, 1119 nucleotides. NCBI's taxonomy places the organism in Eukaryota, Metazoa, Rotifera, Eurotatoria, Adinetida, Adinetidae. The record is from the annotation of a GenBank genome assembly.